Rhineura floridana is the source of this 1765-nucleotide messenger RNA. RefSeq names its product fumarylacetoacetate hydrolase domain-containing protein 2. Lineage: Eukaryota; Metazoa; Chordata; Lepidosauria; Squamata; Rhineuridae. Bases 373 to 1359 code for a protein of 328 amino acids. Gene Ontology annotation, molecular function: hydro-lyase activity. The record is from RefSeq and is a predicted model, not a curated record. The transcript has 9 exons.
CUCUGCCGCGGGGCUCCCUGGGAGCUGUAGUUCGCGCGCCUUGCAAAGAGUGAUGCGCCGCUAAGUUUGCAGGGAGCGAAGGGCAGGAGCCGCCCGCAGCAGCUGUUGGGCAGGCAGCGCCGCUGGGGAGCCGCCCGCCGCCUUUUCCUCCUUCCAGCGCCCGCCCGGAGAGAGCCGUGCAGCAGCAGCUUGCACUGGAUCCUCUUCCCCGCAGCCUGCAAGGCUGAGAUCCGUGCCUAGGGCUGCUGCCGCCAGGUCUGAGCGGAAGUUUCGAGGCUUCUCUUCACACCCAGGCGCCUUUCCAGCCUUCCCUGCCUCUCAGCUGGACGUGUGAACUGCCACUGUUGAAAAGGAUUUGUAUCCAAGGCUUGGAUGCUGCCCCUCCUGCGAGGAGCCUUCCUGGUGGGUCUCAGGCUGAGCCAGGUGCAGCUGGGGAGCCACAGCUGGAGAAAACUAGAAUCCAGGGGGGCUUCCCACCUGAGUGGGGCCAUGAGGCUGGUCCAGUUCCACCCCAAGGAGUUGGUGGCGGAGCCCCGGAUUGGGCUGGAGAAGGAAGAUGGAGGCGACGUGAUAGACCUGAACACUUUCGAUCCCUCUCUGCCCACGACCAUGCGGGCCUUCCUUGAGGGAGGCGAUGCGGCCUUAGCAGUCGCUAAAAGAGCACAGGAGUCUGGCCAACAUGUCCUGCCCCGAUCCAAAGUGACCCUGUUGGCUCCCAUCACAAACCCAGAUAAGGUGAUCUGCGUUGGGAUGAACUAUGUGGAUCAUUGCCUGGAGCAGAAUGUGAAGAUCCCCACAGAGCCGAUCAUCUUCAGCAAGUUCUCCAGCUCCAUCGUGGGCCCCUACGAUGACAUCGUCCACCCAGCAGAGAGCAAUGAAGUGGACUGGGAAGUGGAGUUGGCCUUCAUCAUUGGAAAGAAAGGAAAACGCAUCCAGGAGUCGGAUGCCAUGGACCAUGUUGCCGGGUUUACCGUUGCUCACGAUGUGAGUGCCAGAGACUGGCAGAUGAAGAGGAAUGGGAAGCAAUGGCUUCUGGGGAAAACCUUUGACACCUUCUGCCCACUGGGACCAGCCCUCAUCACCAAGGAUUCUGUAUCAGACCCUCACAAUCUGGGGAUCCGCUGCCGAGUGAAUGGGGAGCUUGUCCAGAAUGGCAGCACCAACCAGAUGAUCUUCAAAACGGAGGCGCUUGUCGCGUGGGUCUCCCAAUUUGUCACCCUGUACCCAGGAGACGUCUUCCUCACGGGGACUCCACCGGGUGUCGGAGUUUUCCGGAAGCCCCCCAUCUUUCUCAAGCGGGGAGAUGAAGUGCAGUGUGAGAUCGAUGAGUUGGGAACCAUCCGAAACAAGGUGGCCUGACGAUGUCCCGCUGCAUCCCUUCAGCAGGUAGUCAGCUCAUCUGGCCCUGCACAGCUGAAGUUGCACUGCUUGAGAACUGAUUCCAAUCACAAGCACAGAUUAAGGAAAUUCUGGAAUGAAGCGCUUUGGGAUUACUCUUCUCAGGAGUCAAAAGAACAGAGAGCCCGAGAAACCUUGCUUCAGUAGCUAGCUCCAGUUCCCAACAGUAUCUCAAUGAAGAGGAGUGAAGAAAGAGGGCUUGAGUGAAUUUUACGGGUGUGCAUUAAGACUUGCCCUUUCCUCUGCCAAAGGAAGAUCAUCUAUCAUCUCUGGUUAUACACAUGCUACAAAGGGUGAGUGUGUGUUUUCCCCCUUAGUCCUACUCCACUCUCCAGAUUGUUGUCAGAAUAAAGCAGCUAUUAUUGAA